GCUGCUGUGCAUAAAUCCUCGUCUAUCCUCUCAACGCCCACUCAUGUCCCGUCUUCAUGUCUCACCUUCUAGUAUAAUCCUUGCGGCGCUGGCCUUCUCGCUCGCCAUCUAUCUUUCGCACAAGACUUCAUCCAUGGAGGCGGCAGCGCCGCUGCUGCUUCGCCGUGACGAGUCGCUUUUGCUCCUUCACCCGCUGCUCCCUCCCUCUGGCACAAGGUUGUCCGAGAUGGAGCGCUUCAUCGCGUUCGUGCUAAGCAACUUCAGCACAAUCGCUAUCUUCUCUGCGCUGGGAUGGUUGACUCUGCGAGGCUACAAUGUGUUGUCGAAGCCUUCACAGAUUCUAAUAGAUCUUCUUGGUAUUGAGGUCCCUUCGACCCCGGUGUUGGCUCUCCACGGUAUCAAGGCCGACGGAGUCAUUUUGAACUGGAAGGCACCCGACCUGCAAAAGUCGUCGGGAAUGAAGUACGCGCUUUUCGUUAAUGGCAUCAACGUCAGCGAAUUGUCUCCUCUCGAAACCUUGAUUGCCGUCACGGAUCUAAAACCGUCCACAAACUACAUCAUCCGCGUUGUCGCAAGCAACUCGCUCAACUUUUCAACACAAAGCGAGCCGAUACAUGUUCAGACGAGAAGCGCCUCUUCGCAAGACUUUUUCCGCAAGCGAGACGGCAUCGAUCACACUCCGGACGAGCCUGCCAAGGUCGAAGAAGGGGUGCCGUCGGUCCGCUCAUACAAGUUGCUUGGCGACACUUCCGCUCAACAAGCCACGCCUCCGACAGUAAAUCGAGAGCACAGCGGCAGCAUUUCUCAGCACAGGAAGAGCACGGGUGCGCGGCGGAUCUCAGCGGCUGCAAAUCAAGAGCCGGGUCAUGCCGCACAAGAGGCGGACGAGGGUGAGGAGACGGUACGUGAGCUGACCGCCAAGCUGGACAAGCUGAACCAAGAGAUCGAAGCUGCAAAAGAGGACAUCACAAGGGAGGACGAGGAGUUUCAGGAUCAGCAAGGGGCUUUGAAUCUAUCGAGGAGCGAGCUCAAACAAGCCGUCACAGACAAGGAAGGCGCGUCGAAGGCGCUGAAAAAGCAAGUCGCAGACCUUUCAGGCCAGAAUAGCUCCGCGCAAUCUAAGCGCCAGGCAGCAGAGAGGCGUCUGCAGGCAAAGCAAGACGAGCGCCAGAAGCUUCGCGAUGACAUCAAGAAAUGGGAGAGCGAGAUGGUCACGCUCCGUGCCGAUGCCGCGCAACUGCUGGAGAAGAAGGUGCUUGCGCGACAGGAGGCGGACAACGAGCUCGAGCGGCUGCGGAAAGAGCUGGCCGACCAGACGGCCGCGAAUAAGGCGAUGGAGGAGGAGGUGAGGAAGGCGCGUAGCGAGGUCAAGCAAUUGCAGAAUCAGAGGGACCGCCUGGAUCAGGAAGUUGCCGACGAUAUUCGCGCACCGGCACCGACGAGACAAGGCAGCGAUGCGGAAUGGGCGGUGCGCUUGCAGCAGUUGCAGAACUACUACACUCGUGCGCACCAGCAGCUCGAAGCCGCUCGCCACUUCGCCAUGCACGCGCAACUUCGCCAGCAAGAAUGGGAACGGAAAAGGGAGGCUGAACCGCAUCUAUUUAUACCUAUCAACGUGCCCAGCAUGGACUUCGCGCCCCCUCGCCGCCGCGACAGCAAUCGCAGAUCGCGCACCAUGAGCCUACGCAACACAGAGCUAAACCCGCAGAGCUCGCCAUUUGAGAUGUCCAGCCCCCCGCCGUAUAGCGCUGCCGUGUCGAGCAUAUCUCCAGCAUUUGCCUCUGUGUCCCCCUUCUUUAACAUGAUGAACGGCGCUCCGAUGGCCCAUGACAUUACCGCUGGCAUGACCCAGGAACAGGUCGACCAGCUCACCGGUGGAGGCCCUACGAGCCCCUCAAUCGCGGGUGCUCUGCUUCCAUCCGGAUUACUGGGCGACGAUGAACCUUCUAGGCUUAACAGCGUGGCCUCUGCUAGUUCGAGAGAUUCACCCAUGGCAUCCCAUGCGCUACCAGGGCUGGGUGCACCCCAAACCCUAGAGCAUGUCAACAAAGAUCCUGCUUCGCCUGAUUCAAAUCCAAGUCGUUCACCAAGUGUCUUUGCCAGCCCUAGAGAAAGCUCGACACAUCUUCCGUUCAACUUCAAUUCUGAGCACGUGUUUGAUAGCGACAGACGUUCGGUGAGGUCAAACACCAGUUCGAUGAGACCAGCAAGCACCAUGAUUGGAAAUACAACCACAAAGUUUGCGCAUAUAUUUGGCUUCAACCGGCAAAGAGGAAAGACUACAUCCGAUGAGGGCCCUCCCUUAGGAACUUUGAAGCAUUCUGAAAGCCAGUCAUUCCCUCGACAAGAUCUUGCUGACAUUGGUAGCGCGGCUACCCGACGCCGUGGCAGUCACUCAGGUGGCACCUGGAGAGACCAGCUGCAAAACACGUUCUCGAGAAGCGCUAAUAAGGAAUCCGUGGGCGAGUCCCUCCCCGCACCACGGAAGCGUUUCGGCAUCUUUGGACCGAAGAUUGAGGACUCGCCGAGCUCGCCUCGACCGGGCUCGACGGCUUCUUCUGAGCACCAACUGCCGAAACCUUCUGCUGAUGGCUCAUCCCGUUUUGGAUGGGGCGCUCCCGGUGAUCCAUUUGGUCCACGAAAUAUUGGUGCUGAAUGGGGGCUGGCAGCCGCGAGCUCAUGGUCACGUCACCCUUCACGACGGCCAUCUGUUCAUGGUUCAGCUCAUGGCUUUGUAGUGGAUGAUUCGCUUCCAGAUCCAGAUCCAAACUUAGCACCUCCUAGACGACGCGAAGCAAAGCUCGCACCAAUCGGUACGCGACCAGCGUCUCAAGUAUCGACCAACUCAGCCGACAAGACAAAGCUGAAUCCCAAUGCACCGAGCUUCAAAAUUUCCAUCUUUAAUCGGGAGAAGAAGCCGGGCGAUGAAGCUGGCGACAGCGUAGAGAAGCCCAAAAAGGGCAAAAAUAAGAAGGAGCCCCCCAAAGAGAAGGAUUCACGAAGCGCGAGCCCAACCUUGCUCGAGCCAUCGUCGCCUAAUCCUCCGUCUUCUCAUGAUGCGAACGACCUGUCUCCACCUGAUGGUCGUUUCUCCAAGGAUGGGGCCCCUUCGAUCUCGACUUUUGACACCGCUUCUGAGCCACGAACCUCGCUAGAACGCACGCCGUCUCGUGCGAGCGAAAUGACACCGAAAGAGACUUUCAUGCAGAAACUCAGUCGCAAGUCGUCCGCAACUAUGUUCCAAUUUCCUAGCUUCACGAAGGAAGGCAAGUCUCGCUUUUCAGCUAAAAAGGGCCCUGCACUGGCAUCGACGUCAGCCGAGUUGAUUGGCGGAACACCAGACGAGACCGACGAGGAGGGUAAGACCGCCAGUGGCUUGAGUCCCUUGAUUGGCACAACUAGCGCUGGGAAGGAGGCGAAAAAGGAACCGUUCAGCUUUCGUAGGAGUUUGACGGGCCGCAGGAAGGGAGAUAAAGCACCCAGCAUGCAGGAGAGCGAGCGGGAUGAGGACGAGGUUGAGAUAGAAGAGGAAGUUGGUCCUGGAGUUCCCGCUAUGACCUCCGCUCAGUAAGGAGUAAUAGUUCUUACUGCACGGCUAUAAAUAGUGAUGAAAUAUACACAUGUUUGUUUAUUCCUAAUGGGAAUGUAGAUGAUUAGGCACGUCCACAUGUUCAUUCCUAGCUUUAUGCUCUGAAGCCUUGUCAGAAUUGAGGUCGAAUAA
Molecule: messenger RNA, 3721 nt
Organism: Verruconis gallopava
Lineage: Eukaryota; Fungi; Ascomycota; Dothideomycetes; Venturiales; Sympoventuriaceae
Exons: 3
Coding region: 44-3571 (1175 amino acids)
Molecular function (GO): protein binding
Source: RefSeq, a predicted model, not a curated record